AUGUAUGCACCGCGUGCAAAAUUUGAGCGUAUUUACGUUGUACCACCACUCAAAGUAUCGAGUAUAUUUUUAGCUAUAUUACAUUGUUUCUUUUUAAUUAUUGCUCUAUUUACAUCGUUUUGGGUAGAAACAAAACAUGGUCACUUUGGACCAUUGUUUCGUUGUGAAAAAUCACUAGAUUUAUCUUUAUUACCUAUUCCAAAAAUUAUUUAUCAAUGUCAUUUAUUCGAUAAAUCAAUAGCACCUAAGCGUUAUUCAAAAUGGAUGUUAGUUACAGCUAUUUUAUUAUUAAUAUCAUUUUUUAUAAUAAUUUUAUCUAUUAUUAUUGGUACAUUAUCGAUUAUACGUAAUUCACAACGUUCUAGACGACCACUGUGGUUAUGUACAAUUAUUCUGAUUUUCAUUGGUUGUCUCGUCGAUGCACUCAUAUUAAUCAUUGUACCAUUAGCAUAUAAUGAAUAUGCAUUUCGUUUACAAUGGGCAUAUGGAUUGUUUUGUGGUGCAACGCUAUUCAUAUUGACAGCGCUUAUCGUCGCUAUUCUCCCGUAUAAUGUUGAUGAAAUACAAUAUAUUGAAACAAUAGAAGAAACACGUGGCGAAUUAGAACCAUUUGCAUAA
Molecule: messenger RNA, 618 nt
Organism: Didymodactylos carnosus
Lineage: Eukaryota; Metazoa; Rotifera; Eurotatoria; Philodinida; Philodinidae
Source: the annotation of a GenBank genome assembly